AUGAAGGCAGAUCCUGAAAUAAUGGAGAGAGCAUUUUCAUCUCAUUUUGCAGAUUCACCACUUCACAUUGCUGCGCUAUACAGAAAAGCAGAUUUUGUGGAGCAGAUUGUGACCCGAAUGCCUUCAUUAGCCACAAAGACGAACCAGAAAGGUAUGAUCCCAUUGCACUUCGCUUCUUCCAAAGGUCAUGUUGAGACAGUGAGGGAGCUGUUGAAGGCAAAGCUUGAUGAUGAUGAUGGAGUGAACCAGUGCCUUGUGAAGGACGAUGAAGGCUGGAGUCCAUUGCACUGUGCAUCACAGAAAGGCAAAAUCAGAGUGAUGGAGAGUUAA
Neltuma alba is the source of this 330-nucleotide messenger RNA. Its product is annotated as 26S proteasome non-ATPase regulatory subunit 10-like. Gene Ontology annotation, cellular component: BRCA1-A complex; BRCA1-BARD1 complex. The coding region runs from base 1 to 330 and encodes 109 amino acids. Gene Ontology annotation, molecular function: ubiquitin-protein transferase activity; protein binding. Gene Ontology annotation, biological process: protein K6-linked ubiquitination. The transcript has a single exon. NCBI's taxonomy places the organism in Eukaryota, Viridiplantae, Streptophyta, Magnoliopsida, Fabales, Fabaceae. The record is from RefSeq and is a predicted model, not a curated record.